CUCUGAUAUAUUGAUGCUGAUUCUAUAUAUUCCUUAUAGCCAUAAUGGCUAUUGUUAGUGUUUAUUUAUUUGCCAUCAGCACUUAUUUGGUUGUGUACGUUCGUUUUUGUUAUAGUUCUGCACAACUUGGGCCUAAUUCUGGAGUUAUUCCUGAGAACUUAUUAAACAAUCUUUCUCAAUUAGUAUCGCAAUCAUCUUUGGAGCUUGAGGACUUCAAGAAAGCUUUGAAACGUUCCCGUGAAUCCUUAGAGAAGUAUAAAUCACUCUCUGUUUCUAAUUUUAAGUUUGAUAACUCCAUAUUUGGCCAAAAGACUUCUUUAUCUUCUGGGACUAAGGGUGUUAUUAGUGGACCAAGUCGUUUUACUCAGAGCGCUUCUACCGAGCCUGUGGUUGCUGACGAGAUCCGGAGUGCUUUAUAUUCUACUCAGCCUGUUAGUGAUCCCCCUCAGGCUACCGUUACUGUUGACGCUUCGGAGGACCCUGUAUCUGUUGUUAAGAACGCUGAGGAGGUUGCUACCUUCAGUGACGACGGCACUCGUGACUUCUUUGAGGAGGAGCUUUAUCGUAUGAAGCGUGAACUGGGCACUACUCGUCGUAUGGAUAGUGUUCGUAACGUUGCUGGUGUAUUAUCUCGUGAGAUUGGUCGUCUUAUGGUUCAUAAGUCUGGAUCGUCUGAGCGUGUUCCUGAGUUUAUUAAGAGCAAACCCGUUGAAAACACUAGCGUCUUGGACUGUGCUUGCUGCAGUUAGUAUGUACCAUGGUUUGGUUAUUUUCUUAUAUUAAG
This is a messenger RNA of Babesia bovis T2Bo, 784 nucleotides long. RefSeq lists its product as uncharacterized. Lineage: Eukaryota; Apicomplexa; Aconoidasida; Piroplasmida; Babesiidae. The transcript is spliced from 7 exons. Bases 45 to 749 code for a protein of 234 amino acids. The record is from RefSeq and is a predicted model, not a curated record.